Molecule: messenger RNA, 1821 nt
Organism: Grus americana (Whooping crane)
Lineage: Eukaryota; Metazoa; Chordata; Aves; Gruiformes; Gruidae
Gene: PTER
Product: phosphotriesterase related
Exons: 5
Coding region: 146-1195 (349 amino acids)
Biological process (GO): catabolic process
Molecular function (GO): hydrolase activity, acting on ester bonds; zinc ion binding
Source: RefSeq, a predicted model, not a curated record
CGGGGCGGGAGCGGCGGGCUGCCGGCCCAGGGGCCCUGCUGCGGCCGGCGGGGUUGACGCGCUGCUGGCGGAGGGUCGUGCUCGCGGGACUUUUUUUAAUCUGUUUUUGUGGGUUUUUUUUCUUUUUUUCUUUUGCUGAAGAAAAAUGUCUUCCUUGGGAGGGAAAGCGCAGACUGUCUUGGGCCUUGUGGAUCCAGACCGCCUUGGCUAUACGUUGACUCAUGAACAUUUGACUAUGAACUACAGCAGCUGUUUUUGUCCACCUUCUCCAGGCCAUGAGCCUCUGUCCGAUGGGCCCAUUGAGAUGAAGAACUUGUUUUGGAUUAAGCAAAAUCCCUACAGCCAUAAAGAAAACCUUCUUUUGUAUCAGGAGACAGAUGCUGUGAAGGAGGAGCUGUUGCAUUUUAAAGCAGCAGGUGGUGGGACGAUUGUGGAAAACACAACUACAGGAAUUGAUCGGGAUAUGAAUACUUUGAAGAAACUUGCUGAAGAAACUGGAGUCCAUAUUAUUGCUGGGGCUGGGUUUUAUGUGGAUUCCACUCAUUCUUCUCAAACACAGGCCAUGACAGUGGAGCAGCUUACAGGCAUUAUUGUUGAUGAGAUACUCAAUGGAGCGGAUGGGACUAACAUCAAGUGUGGUGUGGUGGGAGAAAUAGGUUGCUCCUGGCCUUUGACUCAGAGUGAACACAGAGUGCUUCAGGCAACAGCACAGGCUCAGUCCCAGCUUGGGUGCCCCGUUAUCAUCCAUCCUGGCAGGAACAGCGAUGCACCUUUCCAGAUUAUCCGCAUUCUGCAGGAAGCUGGGGCUGAUGUUUCAAAGACAGUCAUGUCUCACCUCGACAGGACUAUAUUUGAUACAAAGAAACUUCUGGAAUUUGCUAAACUGGGAUGCUAUUUAGAGUAUGACCUAUUUGGUACAGAAUUUCUUCAUUACCAGUUCCAUCCUGAUAUUGACAUGCCGAGCGACAAUGAAAGAAUCGCAAGGAUUCGUAUGCUGAUCGAUGAAGGCUAUGAAGACAGAAUUCUGAUUGCUCAUGAUGUGCACACUAAGAAUAGGCUGAUGAAAUAUGGAGGUCAUGGAUAUUCACAUAUCCUUAAAAAUAUAGUUCCUAAAAUGCUAAUUAGAGGCAUAUCCCAAGAUAAAAUUGAUAAAAUACUCCUAGCAAAUCCAAAGCGGUGGUUGACUUUUAAGUAGGAAUAAUGAGUAAAUAUUCUCAUGUUAUAUGGGAGCUUGAUAAAAUUCAGAUUUGUUUCAGGAGAGCAUGCUUUUUAAAACUUGGUUCUUUUCAGAGAAACUGGAAGUUAUUAAGUAGAUGCAAACAAACCAAUUAUGACUUAUUUUUAAUUAGAACAACAAAUUUAUGUAUUAUGUCUGCAUUUUCUCCCUUCUACAAGUCUGUUAAUGAAUGAUUUACUGGAUAUGAGCCUACCUGCAAAAUGUUUUCAAUUGAAAUUUUAAAAUAAUUGUUUCAAGAGAGUAAUCUAAUUAUUAGAAGUUACCCAAAAAUGUUUUUGAAGAUGCAUCAUCUGGACUUUGAAGGAAAUUAUGAUUUUCAAUUAAAUUCCCCUUCUCCAGGGGAUGAUUUUAAUCCUUGUAAUAUUGACAAUCUUCUAAUUAUCCUUAUAUUCUUUAAAUAAUGCUUGAUAAAAGGUCUGGGACUUUGAAGUAGCUUCCAUAGACAACAGAAGGCAAAAGAAAUCUCAAUUCUAAAAAGAUAUUGUUUCUUUUUAGUUUAAGAAUUUACUUGUUUUUAACUGAAAGUGUAAAAAAAUAAAAGGAAAAAUGUAUUUCUGAAUAAAGCAAUAUGAUGACCUCUUAAA